AUGCAGCCACCAAAGGACUACAUUUUCAACCAUAAAGGAUUUAAUUUCCAACCCGACCUGGUUACAGCAGAAUAUAUAGAUUCACUGGAAGACUUUGAAAUCAGAGAUAGUGAUGUAUUCCUAGUCACUUUUCCCAAAUCAGGCACAGUAUGGACUCAGAACAUUUUGAGCCUGAUCUAUCAUGAAGGUCAUAGAGAUGGAACUGAGGACACAGACCUAAUGGACAGAGUCCCUUGGCUGGAGUACAACAUCCGUAGUAUGGAUUACAUCAGUCGCCCAUCCCCUCGACUCUUUGCAGCCCAUCUGCCCUACUAUUUGGUACCUAAGGGGUUAAGAAACAAAAGAGCAAAGGUUAUUUAUGUAGCAAGAAACCCAAAGGAUGUCUUGGUUUCCUAUUACCAUUUUACCAGAAUGGCAGUAAAAUUUGAAACAGCAGAAAACUUUGAUGAUUUCAUGGAAAGGUUUUUAGCUGGUGAAGUUCUAGCUAGUUCAUGGCUAGACCACGUCGAAGGCUGGUAUGCUCACAAGGGUGACUUCAAUAUUCUCUUCCUUACCUAUGAAGAAAUGAAGAAGGACCUGAGAAAUUCUGUAUUGAAAAUAUGCACCUUCCUAGGAAAGAAGCUGACUGAGGACGAGUUGCAGGCUGUUGUGGAUAAGGCUACAUUUGAUAAAAUGAGAGUGGAUCCCAGAGCAAACUAUGAACACAUGCCAGCUGAUAUCCUAGACCAAGACAAAGGACGCUUUCUUCGCAAAGGUACUAUUGGGGACUGGAAAAACAUAAUGACUGUAGCACAGAGUGAAAGGUUUGACAGUGUUUUUAAGGAAAGGUUGCAAAAUCUGCCCCUCAAGUUUUGCUGGGAUAUCAAUGAAGACCUUCCAUCUUGAAAGUUGGAAAAAAUGUUCUGUGUAUACAUAUAAUCCA
Messenger RNA from Euleptes europaea (tarantolino), 922 nucleotides. RefSeq names its product amine sulfotransferase-like. The transcript is spliced from 6 exons. Bases 1 to 885 code for a protein of 294 amino acids. The record is from RefSeq and is a predicted model, not a curated record. Gene Ontology annotation, cellular component: cytoplasm. Gene Ontology annotation, biological process: sulfation. Gene Ontology annotation, molecular function: sulfotransferase activity. Lineage: Eukaryota; Metazoa; Chordata; Lepidosauria; Squamata; Sphaerodactylidae.